AUGAGUUUAACGUUUCAGUGUGCCUGUUGUAAUAUCCGAAUUAACUCAGUUCGACGUGAGAAGAGUGCCGAAGAUGGUUUACCAGUAACUGAAGAUAAAGUAGUAGAGUGGCUGACAGGGAGUGUAACGGUGAAAUACACCUUUUUAACACAGUCGCACAAAAGUGGCAAAUGGAACAUCUUAAAGUGUCUCAAUUGCAAAUCAAAUUUUUUGGCUAUGAAAAACGACGACUCGAAAACGAUUCUUUUAUUAGAUAACUCCACGGACUCCAUUCAAAACAAACACUUUUCGACCACCUAUGGGAUCUUUUUAGACACUUCUGGAGAGUUGGUCGAGGGCUUUGUUGAUGAAGAAGAGCGCAAAGAGAUUGCCAAAAUUCGGAAAGAGCGUGUUGACGCGCUUUAUAAACUGAAAGAACAAAAGAUAGCAGACUACGUUAAACGUCUUGAAGAGAAGUUUGACUCUGAAAAGGCUGAGAUUGAGCAUGAAGAGAAGGCGAUGUUAUCGUCUUGUGCAGUCAAUUUAAUCGAAGCAAAUGUGAACGAAAAGGAAGACGAGUCGUAUUUUGCUUAUGAUGAAGAGAAUCCCUUUGGCGUUUCAAGUGACCGCGUCGACGUCGCAAAUGAAAGCACAACGGAAGUAAAAAGCGAAGUACUUCAUUUGAACGAUUUGGAUGAGAUGCCUCAACAAGAAAAGAUGAAAGAGAUGCCUGGUAAGUUGCACAACGCACUCAAACGCGAAGUCGCGAUGAAACAAGCGCAAAAGAAGCCACAGAAUGUCACCGAAGCCAAUAAUCAUGGGAACACAAAGUCCUUGGGCUUCUUAGAGAUGAUGAAAAGUACAGAACAGAUAAAGAUAGCAAGGAGUUUCACGGGUGGUGAAGGCUUUGGUGAUGACAGUAACGAAUUCUUCCCAAAGACUUUCCAAGAAUAUACAUUAAACCAAAAAGAAGUCAGCGACGUCCCUAUAUCAAGCUCACACAUCAAAUGCUUUAAAAAUAAUUAUUAA
Entamoeba invadens IP1 is the source of this 1008-nucleotide messenger RNA. RefSeq lists its product as hypothetical. Lineage: Eukaryota; Evosea; Mastigamoebida; Endamoebidae. The record is from RefSeq and is a predicted model, not a curated record. The coding region runs from base 1 to 1008 and encodes 335 amino acids. The transcript is spliced from 2 exons.